CUACUCAUAACACUGCAGAGUGUGCAGAGUUUAUGAGUUUAUGGUUGGAUUGUUUGAGGUUAUGGAUAUGUGACCGCUCCACUCGUUCCCAUUGUGUUUUCAUGUUUCAAUAUCCUGCUUUCAGUUCGGGGGAGUCUGUAUCCUGGCUGGUGAGCGAAUCCUUGUCAAUAACCCCCCCUUGGCAUUGAUGGUGGGAACCAGCUCCUGAGCUCAGGAGGGGACUGUAUAUAAACCCUGAGUCUGGGCUGUACCAGGCACAACCAAACCAGGAGACAAGCCUCACAGCCUCCCAUCGCCACCAUGAGAACCCUAGCCUUCUGUCUGAUCCUUGUGAUGGGCUCCAGCGAAGCGCUGGACUGCCAGUUUGUGGACGGCUCACUGAAGCAGGUGGACGCUGGGCUGGGGCUGGUUUUCGGGGUGAACGACGCGGGCGCGGUCUUCAUGAGAUUCGGGAACAAGUGGGUGCUGAUGGAGGGAAACCUGAGGCAUGUGACCGUGGGUCCGGCUGGACUGUGGGGGGUCAACGAGGAUUUCCACAUCUUCAAGAUGGUCGCCGGGAAAUGGGAGAGAGUGGAGGGUCUCCUGAAACAGAUUGACGCUGGGGGUGACCAGCUGAUCGGAGGUGUAAACAAUGAGAGUGCAGGAUUCUGUCUGAACCAGCAGGGGGCGGCGCUGGUGCUCGGGGGAGGGGCCCAUGUCCCCUGGGUCUCUCUCGCUGAUGACCUGGUGUACUACUCCUGCGGCCCCCAGUCCUGCUGGGGAGUGACCUCCAAGAACGCAGUGCUGGUCCGCAAGGGGGUGACCCCGAACAAGUGCCAGGGCUCGGACUGGGAGCCGGUCCCAGACUUCCCCAUGGUCCUGGUGGAGGUGGGAUCGGACGGGAUCGUGUUCGGCAUUAACGGCACCGGGGAGGUCUUCCGCAGGGCUGGGAUCACCGACAGCAACCCGUCGGGCUCCCAGUGGACUCACCAGUACGUCUGCGGCAACAUGAGGCAUGCCAGCUACGACCUGGGAGUGCUGUGGCUGAUCACAAUGGAUCAGAAGAUCGUGAGCUGCAUCCUCUAGAGCUCCCCCUAGAGGCUCCCCGCCGCCACUGCGCUCCCGCAGCCUGCCAGCGGGAACUUCAAUCGACACCUGCAUUCCAAUGAUUGAUUCUGUUGAUUGAUUGUAUUGAUUGGAUCGAUGCUUACGUAUUAACACAGAGAUAAAUGCAUUGCUACUAUUCUAUACAGCAUUAGCUAAUAGUAAUUUUUUUUUUGCUCAGCCAGAUUCUCUGGCACAGGCUUCCUGAAGAUACAGUAUACGAUCAUUUAGUGGCAGUGAUAAAACAGUGAUAGAAACACACAGCGUACUGCAAUGUAAUGUAUUGUAAUGGGUAUCCUGCUAGCGGCUGGUGAGCUAAUAACGCUAAGGCAGGCACUUGAUUCUUGACUACAGGGCUUGCUUUGUAGUUGAAUGGUAAAACAUUUGUGUUCAUAGUUUGUUUCCAAUACUUUCCAGUCAAUUUAGCCAGCUCAAAUGCCAAACCAUUGCAAUACAUGUAAUAUAAAUACAACAUUAUAUAUAUAUAUAUAUAUAUAUAUAUAUAUAUAUAAUCUCACACCAGUCCCUAACAAUAAUAAUAAUAAUAAUAAUAAUAAUAAUAAUAAUAAUAAUAAUAAUAACACCAAGCUACUCUUACCGUUACUGUAUUUAUAGUCACUAUUACUUCCUCUAAACCUCUAUGUGCCUUUGUGUCCCUGUUUAAUAAAAGCUAUUAUUCACACGUGCUGUUCUUUGGCUCAGUCUGUUGAUUCAUGAGAAUAAGGGAGCACCCUUUGAUAAGAGUGAGGUGUUGGUUUGGAGUUAAGCCAAUGCACAUAUUGUUACAAGGGAUGACACAUUUGCCUGG
Molecule: messenger RNA, 1891 nt
Organism: Acipenser ruthenus (sterlet)
Lineage: Eukaryota; Metazoa; Chordata; Actinopteri; Acipenseriformes; Acipenseridae
Product: fish-egg lectin-like
Exons: 4
Coding region: 301-1065 (254 amino acids)
Source: RefSeq, a predicted model, not a curated record